AUGGACACCCAGGUCGAAAAUGCCAUCGAGAUAGCGUGGAGUCCGACUUCUGAUCCAAACCUCAAGACACAGGCCUUUGAUUUCCUAAACCAGCUUCGUUCUGACGCUUCAGGUCGGCAGGCCUGCCUUGCUCUUUUCACCAGAACGCCUAGAACAUCCGAAGUUGUCCGCUUGGUCUCUUUAGACGUGGUCAAUAACGCUAUUCAGACUCAGCAACUCGACGCACAAACCCUAAAUCAUAUCAAAGAGUCCCUCUUGGAAUACGCCAGGCGGACCUACGGUUCUGGCAAUCAAGAUGAAGUCGACCCGCCCAGCCUGCAGAACAAACUCACACAAACCUUGACAUUUCUCUUUAUACCAUUGUACAAACAGGGCUGGGAAAGCUUUUUAGAUGAUUUCUUGGCGUUAACCAGCCUACAAAAUAACGGAGCAAGGGAUAAUAUUACUGGUAUUGUAUUAUACCUGCGAAUCCUGAGUUCCAUUCACGAUGAGAUCGCCGAUGUUAUGGUAACGCGGACAGCCGCAGAGACAAAGCGUAACACCGAGUUGAAGGAUCUUUUUCGAGCCCGCGAUGUUCAGAAAGUGGCUACUUCUUGGCAGGAGAUCAUCACGCAAUGGAGAGACCGGAAUGAUGCAGUCGUGGAGAUGACUCUCAAAAUCGUUGCGAAGUGGGUGAGCUGGAUCGACAUAUCUCUGAUUGUGAAUCAGGAUACCCUGAAUCUGCUCUUCCUCCUCGUCGGCCGUACUGGCACUAGCAAUGGCGAAGACAAGGUCCGAGAUGCUGCUAUUGACACUUUCACAGAGAUCGUGGCCAAGAAGAUGAAGGCUGCUGACAAGAUUGGGAUGAUUAUCUUCUUGAACCUUGGAGAAGUGGUCUCCCAACUCAUUGCAAGCCCUGCUUUGAAUGCCCUACGAACAACAUCUAGCUAUGAUACAGACCUCGCAGAAGCAGUUGCAAAGCUUGUCAACAAUGUUGUCUCGGACAUUGUAAAGGUGCUCGAGGAUGGUCAUGUGGAGGCUGAGACUCGCGCUCAAGCGGAACAGCUCCUGCAAACCUUCCUGCCUCUCCUACUUCGAUUCUUUUCUGACGAAUAUGAUGAGAUUUGCUCCACAGUCAUCCCAUCUCUGACGGAUAUCCUUACAUUCUUACGCAAAGCCCAGCCUCUUCCCCCCGCAUACUCAGCUAUGCUGUCGCCAAUUCUUAACGCAAUAAUCCAGAAAAUGAGAUACGACGAGACAUCUUCCUGGGGUAACGAGAACGAGCAGACGGAUGAGGCAGAGUUCCAGGAAUUACGAAAAAGGUUGCAGGUGCUUCAAAAAGGUGUAGCUGCUGUUGCCCAGGAUCUUUAUGUUGAUAUCUUGAGCAACGUGGUUGGAAACACGUUUCAGACAUUAGAUCAGCAAGGCGGCCAGAUGGAUUGGCGUGACCUUGACCUAGCUCUUCACGAGAUGUAUCUCUUUGGGGAGCUUACUGUUCCGAAUGGCGGUCUCUACGCAAAAAGCCAACCAUCCAGCGUAGCAGCAGAGCGACUGAUCAUUAUGAUGUCAAAAAUGGUCGAGUCCGGAAUUGCAUCCUUUGCUCACCCCGCUAUCCAAUUGCAGUACAUGGAGAUCUGUGUUCGAUACUGCUCCUUUUUUGAGAAUCAAACGCAAUUCAUUCCACAAGUUCUCGAACAAUUUGUUCGCCUUGUCCAUCACAAUCAUAUUAGAGUUCGGACGCGCUCAUGGUAUCUCUUUCACCGUUUUGUGAAGCACUUACGAGCUCAUGUUGGAAACGUUGCGGAGACAGUGAUCCAGUCGAUUAGCGACCUUCUGCCCAUCAAGGCUGAAGUUCCCGAGGAUACAGCAGAUGAUGAUAUGUCUUCCGAGCAAAGUGAUCAUUCUGCUGAUGCUACCUUCAAUGGCCAGCUCUACCUUUUUGAGGCCAUCGGCUGCAUCUCAUCUACAUCAACUACGCCUGUUGAGAAGCAGAUUUUGUACGCACGAUCAAUCAUGGAGCCGUUGUUCUCUGAGAUCGAACGCAAUCUGGCACCUGCCAAAGCGGGAGAUGCCCAAGCUACUCUACAGAUUCAUCAUGUCAUCAUGGCCCUCGGGACUUUGGCCCACGGGUUUUCCGACUGGACUCCAGGUAAUGCUGCAACUGCAAAUCAUGCACCCAUGAGGGAGGUAUCUGAAGAAUUUGGUCGGGCGGCAGAGGCGAUUCUGAUUGCUCUUGAAGCACUCAAGUCCUCCACCGAUGUUCGAACAGCUGCCAGAGCAUCCUUCUCCCGACUUAUGGGGGUUCUAGGCAUUGGGAUGUUGCCAUUGCUUCCACGAUGGAUUGAUGGAUUACUUUCGCAGAGUUCUUCUAAGGAUGAAAUGGCAAUGUUUCUACGCCUGUUGGACCAAGUCGUCUUCGGCUUCAAGAAGGAGAUAUACAAUGUCCUCGACUCUUUACUUACACCACUUCUCCAACGAGUCUUUGCAGGCUUGGCUGAGCCAAUCAGUGGAACCGACGAUGAGAUACAGCUUGCUGAACUUCGCCGGGAAUACUUGACCUUUGUUCAGAUCAUUCUGAACAACGACCUUGGCUCUGUCUUGGUAAGUGAUGCGAAUCAAAACUUUUUCGAGCCUCUUAUCAUAUCCGUCACCACCUUGGCCAAGACCGUUACGCAUGGAACUGGCAACCUUGCUGCAAGCCGGCUGGCCUUCUCCGUGAUCACACGCAUGGCGGAUCUCUGGGGCGGACCAAACAUUGCGACUCUCGGGGCCGAGCCAACAUCUUCAACCGUUCCUCCAUCUCCAGCGUUUCCUGGGUUCGACCGUUUCCUUAUUGAAAGAUUCCAUCCCAUCUGCUGGGACGUCCUACGCGAGCCCCAGUUCCAGCCAUUCACCGAUGCUCAAGCAAAGCAAGUCCUGAACGAAAUCGCUGGCCUUGAGCAGACCAUCUACACAAAGACUGGUCAAAUGUUUAUCCAGCAUCUGCAGGGUUCUUUCUUUCCGUCUAUGGGUAUUGAUGGGACCGAAUUCAUCAAGCAAAUGACGACCUCUACUAACAGAAAGAAUCUAUCUGUAUACCUCCAGGGGUUUUUGAGACACAGAGAACAAUAG
Molecule: messenger RNA, 3090 nt
Organism: Amorphotheca resinae ATCC 22711
Lineage: Eukaryota; Fungi; Ascomycota; Leotiomycetes; Helotiales; Amorphothecaceae
Exons: 3
Coding region: 1-3090 (1029 amino acids)
Biological process (GO): tRNA re-export from nucleus
Cellular component (GO): nuclear matrix; cytoplasm; nuclear pore
Molecular function (GO): tRNA binding; small GTPase binding
Source: RefSeq, a predicted model, not a curated record